GAAUCAUUGAACUAAAUGGCUGCAUCUCUGCAGAAUACGCAGUCCAAUUUCCGCAUUGUGUCCUUGCAAGCUGAAUUCCAUGGUGGCAGUGUGACGAUAGAUGUUUGUGCUGUGUUGGACCUCUAAUAAUUGUCUUCCGCCUGCGAUUUUCGACUCUCAACCGACGCUGGCAAGCGAAGCAACUCCCGAGUGAAAGAAGAUGUCAACUCUUACGACUACAACACUCAAGUCGUCCUACCCUCCUAUCCUUCCUCCCCCAUUCACUGCCAAUCAGCCUGAGACGAUCCGGCUGUACCCUUUAUCAAACUACACCUUCGGCACCAAGGAAACACAGCCAGAAGAAGAUCCAUCGGUCGUAGCAAGGCUGAAGAGGCUGGAGGAACAUUACGAGAAAUAUGGCAUGAGACGUACUUGCGAAGGCAUAUUGGUUUGCCAUGAGCACAACCACCCGCAGGUACUGAUGUUGCAGAUUGCAAAUGCCUUCUUCAAGCUACCGGGUGACUAUCUCCCUCACGACGCCGACGAGAUCGAGGGCUUCAAGAUGCGAUUGAACGAACGACUGGCUCCCGCAAAUCCGAAAGAAGGCGACACAGAAUGGGACGUGGGCGACUGUAUCGCACAAUGGUGGCGCCCCAAUCACGAAACUUUUCUCUACCCAUUCCUUCCCGCCCAUGUCUCGCGGCCGAAAGAGCUGAAGAAGUUGUACUUCAUACAUUUGCCGCCCAGCAAAGUGCUCAGUGUGCCGAAGAACAUGAAAUUACUGGCUGUUCCACUGUUCGAAUUGUACGACAACACUGCACGGUAUGGUCCGCAGCUGAGCGCAAUCCCGCAUUACUUGUCUCGAUAUCGAUUCGAAUUCGUCGACGAGGAUGGUAAUGUGAGCAGUGUCAUGCCAGGUGCUGGAGAGAUGCCGAAUCCGCAACAGACAGUCAAAGUACUUGUUGGGCAGCAAGAAGAGGAAGGGCCUACGACAGAGGUCAAGGGCGAAGCUAGUGCCGAUGUCGACGUGAAGAUUGAAAACGGGGACUGAAUUCGCAGUUUGGGAUCUGAACGCACGACAACGCCAUCACAGCAAACGAAGCUAUAGGCGGCGUCUACAAUCUUCAGUACGCCUUCCCAACGUACAUGUCCAAUUAAGUUGGCAUCGAGACCCACAAACGGCCAUGAUCACCUGCACGACGCACUCUGGGUUUGGUCGAGAUCCAAGGUUGAUGCCCAACGACAUUGAUCCUGCCACUUUGGGUUCAGGAGGUCGGCUUCGAGGUUUCAGCCAGGGUCUGGUUGGGGCAUGAUCAUCCACAAUCCUCGAAUGAGCAGAAGGUCAAACUUCUCUGAUAGCUUCUGAGUUAUUGUCCCUGUGUGAUAGUGCCAAUCCGCGAUGGAUUGCCGCAUAGCUGAAUCACUAGCAAAGUGGAAUGGCAAUGUUGCUGGCUUGAGAUAUAGCUUGAGACUUACGAGAUUCCUCGGAGACAUGGAGGCAGAGUUUAUGAGAAAUGGCAAAUGGGCAGCAUGGGGCCAAGGGACCUCAUCUCCAUCCACUAUUCUAGGGCAAUUUCUGAGAGCCCAUAUGGAUAUUGUACUCCUUACUAGUGCAAGUCUUGCUAUUGAUCUAAUUACCAACCUUGGCAUCUAGUGCG
This is a messenger RNA of Exophiala oligosperma, 1637 nucleotides long. RefSeq lists its product as uncharacterized. The transcript has 4 exons. Gene Ontology annotation, molecular function: mRNA binding. Bases 200 to 1030 code for a protein of 276 amino acids. The record is from RefSeq and is a predicted model, not a curated record. Gene Ontology annotation, cellular component: mRNA cleavage factor complex. Lineage: Eukaryota; Fungi; Ascomycota; Eurotiomycetes; Chaetothyriales; Herpotrichiellaceae.